AUGCACUUUCCGCCCACCUUGCUGCCCGAGCCGCCCUCGCAGGUGCGCCAGAGCUACCACCCCGACUGCGAGGCCGCCGUCAACAGCCAUUUCAACCUGGAGUUCCACGCCUCCUUAGUGUGCCUGGCCACGGCCGUUUACCUCGACCGCGACGACGUGGCCUUGAAGCACUUCACCCGGUUCUUCCUGCGCCGCUCCCGCGAGCACAGCAGGCGGGCCCGGUGCCUGAUUCGCCUGCAGACCCAGCGCGGGGGCCGCCUCGACUUCCAAGACAUCAGGAGCCCAGUCAGUGUCAACUGGAAGAGCGGCCUCAAGGCCAUGAAGUGCACCUUGUUCCUGGAAAAGUUCAUGAACCACAGCCUGCUCCACCUGCACCAGCUGGCCAUCGACAAGAGCGACCCCUACCUGCACCGCUUCCUGGCAACUCACUACCCCAGCCAGCAGGUGGCGUUCAUCAGGGAGCUGGAGGGUCAUGUCACCAGCCUGAGCAUGAUGGGGGCCCCGGACGUCGACCUGGCAGGGUCCCUCUUUGACAAGCUCACCCUGGGCAACAGCGAUAAGAACUGAGCGUGGACUGGACUUCCCCAGAGCCACGGGGUGACCAGAGCGCUGGUCACCGUGCCUGCCAUGCACACGGCAAUAGUGCCCUGGCAGAAGAAGUUCACUUAAGUUUUUUUCUUCCAGCUUUGCCACUUCUUCCAAUAAACUUAUUUGGUUCCUAAAGAAAUAAAGGUCUCUCCUUGGUUCCUGUGUGCAAAUCGCUCACUUUUUAAAACAGGUAUCCAGGAGGCUCUCCACCCACCCAUGCCCCACCCACAUGCCACUCAGGAUCUCCACAGAGGGAGGGAGAAGGCAUUCCAUGGGGCCCUGGAAAGUGCAAAAUCCAUCUUCCCCUUAUAAACAAUGUGGGUAUAUAGGGGUGGUGAGGUGAGGCGCUGCUGAAUGC
Orcinus orca (killer whale) is the source of this 946-nucleotide messenger RNA. RefSeq names its product ferritin heavy chain-like. The transcript has a single exon. Gene Ontology annotation, cellular component: cytoplasm. Bases 1 to 567 code for a protein of 188 amino acids. The record is from RefSeq and is a predicted model, not a curated record. Gene Ontology annotation, biological process: intracellular iron ion homeostasis; iron ion transport. NCBI's taxonomy places the organism in Eukaryota, Metazoa, Chordata, Mammalia, Artiodactyla, Delphinidae. Gene Ontology annotation, molecular function: ferric iron binding; ferrous iron binding.